AAGAAAGUAUUAUCCGCAGAGUCCCUCGGCUCCUUUUCAACACACCACCAGAGAGCGGUGACCAGGGGACAAUGGCCGCGCUGCCUCUAGUGUGGGCGCUGCUGACAGUGUCGCUGACAUCAGGUUGGAGCCAGAUCCUUCAGCAAGAAACCGUCAAGAUUCAUUAUCCCAAGAUCCUCACUACGGAGGACAUUGAAUGUGACUGCGUUAACAAGUGUGACAAUGUGUACUGGUUCCGCAGUAUCCACAACCGCCAAAAGCUAGAGUUCCUCGGCAAGUGCAACAACGCUGGCCGUGUUGUCCAUGGCGCUGCAGUGGACAAGGCCCGCUUCAAACUGAGCAGGAAGAGCAGUGCGUCCUUUGUGCUGAGCAUCGUCAACGUGACUGAAGAGGACACGGGGAUUUAUUCUUGUGUCCUGAAGGAGGGGAACGACGAAACGUGGAAGUCCGGGAUUCUUCUUCGACCGGGAGUGACCCCUCCAACAUCACCUCCUCAGACGAAAUCCAAACCCGCAGUCGUGCCGCUGUGCCGCUGCCCCGCGAAGGAUUCUUCACAGGAUGACUGCGCCCCCCUGGUUCUGUGGCCCCUGGUCGGGCUGCUCGCGGCAUUGGCUCUCGCCCUCAUCGGCUCGCUGUACUACUUUAGCCGGCUACCCAAAAAAUGUCGCCACCACUUUGUGAAGAAGAGGUAGGAUCCUACCGUUCCAUAUCCACGGCGUAUAUCUGACUGAAGGUUAAAGCAACAUCCAGUUGAGCUUCGAGGAGAUGAAGACCCCCAAAGAAGACCUCCGCUAUCGACAUGUCCUGUUCAUUAACAGCCAGUCAGAAAAUACUUUUAUGGUUCUUAAGAGCGGUAACCAUGUGUAACCUAUUGUAAUAUAUUGGCUGCUUUUUGUUAGAUGACAUCUCCAGAGCUCCACCAUGUUCAGCUAUUAACUCUGUGUUGAUUUAUGCCAUAUUUAGCUGACAUCAUUUAUCUAGAUGCUUUUUCAAAUAAGCCGGUUUUGAAUCUUAAGCAUUGGUUUUGCAAUAAUAAUUAUUUCUGAACAAAACGUUGCGUUACUAUUUCACAAAGCCCAAAGCGAACCCUGUUUAUUCACAUAUAAGAAUCCCGUAACAGGCAUAACUCCCUUCUUUUUAAUUGGCCGUACCAGCUUUUGUAUUAUCAGCUGUAAACCCAUCCAUGUGGAGAAUGUAUGCAUGCACAUGUAUUCGUGCCGAAAGGUGUAGUCACCAACAAAUUAAUAAUAACUUGCUCAAGUGCACUUAUGCAUCAGCACGAUUGACACAGGUAUAACCUCGAGGCCGUGUGUAUCUCCGUUGGUAAUUGUGCACAGAUGAAUAGGAAAUCCAAUUUUUGUAAUAGCGUUAUAUUUGUUACACAAACUGUAUGUGUAUGGAAAAGAAGAGAAGAGGGUGUGGGUGUGUAUCCAUUGUUAAUAUUCGGUCUGGCGGAAGUUGCAUUCUUCCUUCAUACCUUUGAUGUGUACACGUUUAGUUUCUCUUGAAUUGCCUCCAGUUUGUGCCAUUGAGUUGAUUGUGAUACUAUUAAAUUACAGGAUACAAAGUUGUUUUUAUAGCAAAGGGUGUACAACUUGCUAUCCGUCUCUCUCACGAAUACACACACAGACACACACACACGCGCGCGCGUAAACAAGCAACGCACAUGCCCACCUGUGCGAUUCAAGGGCGUGAAGAAAUGAGUGAGUCGGUGGUGGUUCGGGCCUCAGGGAGCUCGUGCAACCUUUUCCUGUGAGCUGGGGAGAGAGAGGAGAAACGGAGCCGCGUUCACUGAGCUGUUAUCGCUCUGCUCCGCUUUGAGCUCUUCAUCUAGUCUCUGAAACAAAAAGACCACAAAAAGACCACAGACCGAACCACAAGCUCUGACGGAGACAGAGAGAAAGGCAGGAGGAGCGUUGGAGCUUUGAAGAGAGUUCAGCAAGAAAAGAUAAAGUAAAAAAAACACAAGAAAACUCUUUUGGCGCUGUGUUUAAUUGCAUAUAAACAAUAUCCAAACCAUCUGUGAGUUUUACUUGUUUAGUUUAUACGCUCUUUACUUUCUC
Pungitius pungitius (ninespine stickleback) is the source of this 2063-nucleotide messenger RNA. RefSeq names its product cd8 beta (gene cd8b). The transcript has 7 exons. Lineage: Eukaryota; Metazoa; Chordata; Actinopteri; Perciformes; Gasterosteidae. Gene Ontology annotation, molecular function: MHC class I protein binding; coreceptor activity. The coding region runs from base 72 to 692 and encodes 206 amino acids. The record is from RefSeq and is a predicted model, not a curated record. Gene Ontology annotation, cellular component: cell surface. Gene Ontology annotation, biological process: regulation of immune response.